AUGAGGAGUUUGAAGAAGGCUGCAAAGCUGCCUGUAAUGGGUAUGAUGCUUUGUAUCUUAAAAAACUUAGGUUCUGAAUACACUGACUUCAUUUACUUUCAUUUUUUUAGGCCUUAUGAUGGGAAAUGGAGUAAAACAAUGGUGGGAUUCGGGCCUGAGGAUGAUCAUUUUGUUGCAGAAUUGACAUACAAUUAUGGCAUUGGAGACUACAAGCUUGGCAAUGACUUCGUGGGAGUCACCCUUGCUUCCAGCCAGGCUAUCAGCAACGCUAAGAAACUGGAGUGGCCACUCAGUAAAGUUGCAGAAGGGGUUUUUGAAACUGAGGCCCCCGGAGGAUAUAAGUUCUACUUACAGGAUGGAAGUCCACCUCAGUCAGAUCCUGUAUUAAAGGUCACUCUGGCAGUGUCUGAUCUCCAGAAGUCCUUGAACUACUGGUCUAAUCUCCUGGGAAUGAAAAUUUAUGAGCAAGAUGAGGAGAAACAAAGGGCUUUGCUGGGCUACGCUGAUAACCAGUGUAAGCUGGAGCUGCAGGGCAUCAACGGAGCAGUUGACCAUGCAGCAGCCUUUGGAAGAAUUGCCUUUUCUUGUCCGCAGAAAGAGUUGCCAGACCUAGAAGACUUGAUGAAAAGGGAGAAGCAGUCGAUCCUGACUCCGCUGGUGAGUCUGGAUACUCCAGGGAAGGCAACAGUGCAAGUGGUCAUCCUGGCUGACCCUGAUGGACAUGAAAUUUGCUUUGUUGGGGAUGAAGCUUUUCGAGAACUUUCUAAGAUGGAUCCAAAAGGAAGCAAAUUAUUGGAUGAUGCAAUGGCAGCUGACAAAAGUGAUGAGUGGUUUGCUACAAGAAAUAAACCAAAGGCUUCCGGUUAAUGGAAGACACACGAGGAGCACUUACAAGUCCAGUCUAGCGUUUGUUAUCUGUCUAGCAUCUAUUUGUUAUGAGAAAUGCUCCCACCACUUCAUUGUGUCCUGCAUAGACAAGGAGGCCUGUUGAGUUAGUUUCAUUCUUCAAAGCUUUGUUAUGUUUUAGAAAUGAAAUAUUAUUUUUAUCAUUCUUGAUAGAGGUGAACUCCUACUGUAAUUGUAUUAAAUCUAGUAACAGAUUAUUGUCCAGCCGUUACCCCAGGCUUGGGAUGGAAGGAGAUUUGAUUAGCUGUUAAUCAUGUAGAUAAUAUUGGAACAAGUGUUCAAAUUAAGCUACACCAGCCUGGCAUGGUGGUGCAUGCCUUUAGUCCUAGCACGUGGGAGGCAGAGGCAAGAAAAUCUCUGUGAGUUUGAGGUCACAGUCAGGACUUCAAAGACCCUGUCCCAAAGAAAACAAAACAAAAUAAAAGCCAAACCAACUGUGUAGAGUGCUCAUAUUUCCAGGACCUGAUGGUUAGAUACUGUUCUACUAUCUUACCAUAGAGGGUCUUGGCAGUCAAACUUUUUUCCUUUGGCUUUCUGAGACAGAGUCACCUGAUAGCUCAGGGUAGCCUGUCACUUCACCAUGAAGUUCAAGGGAGCUUUUAACAUUUUCCCCUUGAGAAGAGUCUGGCUCUGUAGCCCUGGCUGACCUGGAACUCUUUAUGUCAACUAGACUGGCCUCAAACUCACAGAAACUCACCUGCUCUGCCUCUUGCUGGAAGCUCUGUUUCAAACCCAGUGGUUUGAACUUUUCAAUCUUCCUGCCUGGCCUUGAAUUCAGGUCAGCCUGCUUUUUGCCUCAAGAGUGCUGGGAUUAACCACACCUCGCCUUGAUUUUACACUUUGAAUAACCAGAGAAAACAGGAAGUGUCUAAUGAACAAAGUAUUCAGUGAGUCACAUUUCAGAGUGCCUGGCUCUGUACUACUUUCUUUAUAAAAUGGUUUUAAUCCUCUUUAAAAUGAAUUAUUUCUUCAGCCUGAAAAAUGUUUUCUGUUGAGUUUCUUUUUGGGUUGAUAGAGGAAGUUGUUUUCAAUCAGAAUUUUAGCAGGCAAAUCUCUGAGUGACCAGCCAGCCUGGUCUACAGAGUGGGUUCCAGGACAGCAGGGUUACAUAGAGAAACCCUGUCUCAAAAUAACAAAAACAACAACAGAAGUUUUAUUGGGUGUAUUUGUUAAUAAAGCUUUUUGGAAAGGCUGGUUCUAGAAUCACAUGGAGGGUUUUGUUUGUUUUGAGACAGUGUCUCAUUAUGCGGCUGGUCUAGAACUCACUAUGUAUAUCCUCUAAUUCACAAAUAAAAAAACAGAACUUGG
Molecule: messenger RNA, 2214 nt
Organism: Meriones unguiculatus (Mongolian gerbil)
Lineage: Eukaryota; Metazoa; Chordata; Mammalia; Rodentia; Muridae
Gene: Glod4
Product: glyoxalase domain containing 4
Exons: 8
Coding region: 1-867 (288 amino acids)
Source: RefSeq, a predicted model, not a curated record